CUGCCUGUGACUGCUACCGGUAUAUAACCUAAAAAAAUGCUAAAAUACUCUAUCCUUCGCGUUAAUUGAUGAUUGUGAUAUAACGCCGAGGAAACCAGUCGUAAUAAAAAUCAACGAAGUAAGUAUCUCUACAAGAGACGCACCGAUGCCGAAAUACUAUUGCGACUAUUGUGAUACUUAUUUGACACAUGAUUCGCCGAGUGUACGCAAGACCCAUUGCCAGGGUCGCAAGCAUAAGGAUAACGUGAAAUAUUUUUAUCAAAAAUGGAUGGAGGAGCAGGCCCAGCAUCUAAUCGAUGCAACAACAGCCGCUUUUAAAGCCGGUAAGAUCGCCUCGAAUCCCUUCGCGGCUAACAAGGGUGCGGCGAUACCGCCACCACCCAAUCUCGGCUCUAGUCUUGGCUCACGAUCCGGAGUACCGCCGCAAGGACCUCCAGGAAUGAUGCCACCACCCGGUAUGCAUCCAGCUGGUCCCAUGGGACCAGGAGGUCCAAUGAUGAUGGGACCACAUGGACCAAUGCCACCUCCGAUGAUGGGUAUGAGGCCACCUAUGAUGGGACCGAUGGGACCAAUGGGUCCUAUGAUGGGUCCUAUAGGCCCUAUGGGACACAUGAGACCACCAAUGAACGGACCACCGCCUCCCAUGGUAGGCCCACCACCGAUGAAGAAAUAACAGCCAGAGGAUUUUUAUCUCUUGUGUGUUGUCUUGUGGAUACAAUUGAUUUGGUUGAACCUUGAUUGCGUGUGGUCAUUAGAAUGGUCUGAUGCAGAAAAAUAUGUGUACGCAUAUUGUAUAUUUAAGAAUUCUGUACAAACUAAAACUAAUUCUGCAAUUAGAAAGUUUGUCGACAUUUUGAUAUAUGUUCAAAUGGCUUGUGUGUUCUCUUCGAAAAGUAAAUGUAAUGUUAUUGCAACAGUA
Molecule: messenger RNA, 919 nt
Organism: Camponotus floridanus (Florida carpenter ant)
Lineage: Eukaryota; Metazoa; Arthropoda; Insecta; Hymenoptera; Formicidae
Gene: snRNP-U1-C
Product: U1 small nuclear ribonucleoprotein C
Exons: 1
Coding region: 146-673 (175 amino acids)
Biological process (GO): mRNA splicing, via spliceosome; spliceosomal snRNP assembly; mRNA 5'-splice site recognition
Cellular component (GO): nucleus; U1 snRNP
Molecular function (GO): pre-mRNA 5'-splice site binding; zinc ion binding
Source: RefSeq, a predicted model, not a curated record